Molecule: messenger RNA, 1247 nt
Organism: Thamnophis sirtalis
Lineage: Eukaryota; Metazoa; Chordata; Lepidosauria; Squamata; Natricidae
Source: RefSeq, a predicted model, not a curated record
CUGACAUCCAGCCUGACUGAAUUGCAACGAGAAAACUCAGAUUUGCAAGGAAAAUUGGACCACCUGAUCCAGACAACCAAAGGGAAAGAAGGCCUGUGUCAUCUAACAUCUGGCCAUACUGGAAUGGCACCACCUACUCCUGUUAAGACUGUAGAUUUGGAAAUGAAGCAGCUACAGUGUAAACUGAAGAAUGCAAAUAAUGAAAUCACUAAACAUUCAUCAACCAUUAAAUCUUUGAAAUCUGAAGUCCAAAGAAAAGAAGAACAGAUGCAGGAACUGCAAGAAAAGAUUUCUAGAAUGGAAAGAGAUAUAAGUAUGAAAAGGCAUUUAAUAGAAGAUUGGAGGCUGCGUAUGAAAACAUAUCAGGAAAAGGAGAAAAGCUUUAAUGAAACAUUACAAUGUCUAGAAGAAAAGGCAAAGGCAUUAACUGAGGACUGUUCAAAUAAAAAAAUAUCCAUUGAUUCAUUAAAGCAGAGGCUUAAUGUAGCAACCAAAGAAAAGACACAGUACGAACAGAUGUAUCACAGAACUAAAGAAGACUUGGAGAAAAAGGAGCUUAAUCUUUCCAAUCUAGAAGCUAAAAUAGCAGAGACAGAAUGUACCAUGACUGAACUUGAAACAACGGCCUCUCAACAGCUUCACAGCUUAGCAAGGCAAAGUGAACAGGCAAUUGAAAUGGUGCAGAAAAAGUUGAUCAUGUCCAAUGAAAAAGUGGAAGAGUUCAUAACUUUUGUAAAGAGCUUGGCCACUGAGCUACAGCAAAAUGUGAAAGAGAUGCGAACACGAAUCAGAUGUACUAAAAAAAUGCAAGAAGACAAAAAAUGUGGUGGUAGCAUUUCCAAAGAAUCUGUUCACCGGGCUCAAUCCUUGGCAGCAUCAAUUCUUAAUAUUUCGAAAACUGAUUUAGAUGAGAUUCUCGAUGUUGUAAAUGAUGAGGAAACAGAACAGAUGAAAAUGGAAUAUGAAAGUGACAAAGAGUGGUUGGGCUAUCUACAAAAACUUCUGGAAGGACAGUUUCCUUUUGCUUCGUAUUUAAUGGAUGCAGUGCUGGAAAAAUUAAAUGAACAAAAGAAGCUGGCAGAAGAAUACAGUAUUCUGAUUAAAAGAGCAACUAGGAAGAGUUCAUAAACUGACUUUUAAAAAGGAAGAGGGUUUUCUUUUGCCCUGGAUCCUGUUUCUGGGAUUGGUGCAGAAAACGGAUGACCUAUCAUAUUCAAUAGCAUCUGGAUUUGCUUCACUUAUAUAGA